Molecule: messenger RNA, 3470 nt
Organism: Oryza brachyantha (malo sina)
Lineage: Eukaryota; Viridiplantae; Streptophyta; Magnoliopsida; Poales; Poaceae
Product: MDIS1-interacting receptor like kinase 1-like
Exons: 1
Coding region: 180-3284 (1034 amino acids)
Biological process (GO): protein phosphorylation
Molecular function (GO): protein kinase activity; ATP binding; receptor serine/threonine kinase binding
Source: RefSeq, a predicted model, not a curated record
AGCUGCCUCUGCUCUUCCUGCAAAUGCAAUCAGUGCAGUAAACUAAACUAAGCAGAGCAGAGCGGACACUGCACUGGCAUGGCACAGCACUAGAAGCAGAAGCAGCAGAGGCAGAAGCAGAAGAAGCAGAGCUAGUGCCAGCAAAGGCUUCCUUUUUUUUUGUUUUGUUCCAAUUCGCAAUGGAAGCUACGGUGCCAGUGCUCCUGCUAGUGACAGUGCUGUCUUUGAUCUUGGCCACCGGCAUUGGCGCCGCCGGCGACGAGCGGUCGGCGUUGCUGGCGCUGAAGGCCGGCUUCGUCGACACUGUGGGUGCUCUCGCCGACUGGAACGACGGCGGCAAGGCGUCGCCGCAUUGCAAGUGGACCGGCGUCGGGUGCAAUGCCGCCGGCCUCGUCGAUCGGCUCGAGCUCUCCGGGAAGAACCUGAGCGGGAAGCUCGCCGACGACGUGUUCCGGCUGCCGGCGCUCGCCGUGCUCAACAUCUCCAACAACGCCUUCGCCACCACGCUGCCCAAGUCCUUGUCGUCGCUGUCCAGCCUCAAGGUGUUCGACGUGAGCCUCAACUCCUUCGAGGGCGGCUUUCCGGCCGGUCUCGGCGGCUGUGCUGACCUCGUCACCGUCAAUGGCUCCGGCAACAACUUCGUGGGUCCCCUCCCCGAGGACCUCGCCAACGCCACGUCACUGGAGACCAUCGACAUGCGUGGCAGCUUCUUCACCGGUGCAAUCCCUGUGGCUUACCGGAGCCUCACCAAGCUCAAGUUCUUGGGACUCUCCGGCAACAACAUCACCGGCAAGAUCCCGCCGGAGAUCGGCGAGAUGGAGUCCCUCGAGAGCCUCAUUAUUGGGUACAAUGAGCUCGAGGGUGGCAUCCCGCCGGAGCUCGGCAACCUCGCCAACCUCCAGUAUCUUGAUCUCGCCGUCGGCAACCUCGACGGGCCCAUCCCGCCGGAGCUCGGGAAGCUCCCGGCGCUCACCUCCCUUUACCUCUACAAGAACAACCUGGCGGGCAAGAUACCACCGGAGCUCGGCAACCUCUCGACGCUGAUCUUCCUCGACCUCUCCGACAAUGCGCUCACCGGCGCGAUCCCCGACGAGGUAGCGCAGCUGAGCCACCUCCGGCUGCUCAACCUCAUGUGCAACCACCUCGACGGCGUCGUGCCGGCCGUCAUCGGAGACAUGCCGAAGCUGGAGGUGCUCGAGCUGUGGAACAACUCACUGACGGGCCCGCUCCCGGCGUCGCUUGGCCGGAGCUCGCCGCUGCAGUGGGUGGACGUGUCGUCGAACGGCUUCACCGGCGCAGUGCCAGCCGGGAUCUGCGACGGCAAGGCGCUCACCAAGUUGAUCAUGUUCAACAACGGCAUCACCGGCGGCAUCCCGGCGGGGCUCGCGUCGUGCGCGUCGCUGGUGCGCGUGCGCAUGCACGGCAACCGGCUCAACGGCACGAUCCCCGUUGGGUUCGGGAAGCUGCCACUGCUGCAGCGGCUCGAGCUCGCCGGCAACGAUCUGUCCGGCGAGAUCCCCAGCGACCUCGCGUCGUCGACGUCGCUGUCGUUCAUCGACGUGUCGCGCAACCACCUCCAGUACUCCAUCCCCUCGAGCCUCUUCACCAUCCCGACCUUGCAGAGCUUCCUCGCGUCGGACAACAUGAUCUCCGGCGAACUCCCCGACCAGUUCCAGGACUGCCCGGCGCUCGCCGCGCUGGACCUGUCGAACAACCGGCUCGCCGGCACGAUCCCGUCUAGCCUGGCCUCGUGCCAGAGGCUGGUCAAGCUCAACAUGCGGCGCAACAAGCUCGCCGGCGAGAUACCUCGUUCGCUCGCCAACAUGCCGGCGCUUGCCAUCCUUGACCUGUCGAACAACCUGCUCACCGGCGGCAUCCCGGAGAAUUUCGGGAGCUCGCCGGCGCUCGAGACGCUCAACCUGGCGUACAACAACUUGACUGGCCCCGUGCCGGGGAACGGCCUUCUGCGGUCGAUCAACCCCGACGAGCUUGCCGGCAAUCCCGGUCUGUGCGGCGGCGUGCUCCCGCCGUGCUUCGGCAGCCGCUCCACCGCCGCCGGGCCACGCUCUCGCAGCAGCGCCCGCCUCCGGCACAUCGCGGUGGGGUGGCUCGUGGGCAUGCUCGCCGUCGUCGCGGCGUUCGCGGCGCUGUUCGGCGGGCACUACGCGUACCGGCGGUGGUACGUGGACGGCGCGGGGUGCUGCGACGACGAGAACCUCGGCGGCGAGUCUGGGGCGUGGCCGUGGCGGCUGACGGCGUUCCAGCGGCUGGGGUUCACGUGCGCCGAGGUGCUCGCGUGCGUCAAGGAGGCGAACGUGGUGGGCAUGGGCGCGACGGGAGUAGUAUACAAGGCCGAGCUGCCCCGCGCGCGCGCCGUCAUCGCGGUGAAGAAGCUGUGGCGUCCGGCCGCCGCCGCCGACGGCGCAGCCCCCGAGCUGACGGCGGAGGUCCUCAAGGAGGUGGGUCUCCUCGGCCGGCUCCGCCACCGGAACAUCGUGCGGCUGCUCGGCUACAUGCACAACGAGACGGACGCCAUGAUGCUGUACGAGUUCAUGCCCAACGGCUCGCUGUGGGAGGCGCUGCACGGGCCGCCGGAGCGGCGGACGCUGCUCGACUGGGUGUCGCGCUACGACGUGGCCGCCGGCGUGGCGCAGGGGCUCGCGUACCUCCACCACGACUGCCACCCUCCGGUAAUCCACCGCGACAUCAAGUCGAACAACAUCCUCCUCGACGGCAGCAUGGAGGCGCGGAUCGCCGACUUCGGGCUCGCCCGCGCGCUGUCCGGCGCCGGCGAGUCGGUGUCGGUGGUGGCCGGGUCGUACGGGUACAUCGCGCCGGAGUACGGGUACACGAUGAAGGUGGACCAGAAGAGCGACAUCUACAGCUACGGGGUGGUGCUGAUGGAGCUCAUCACCGGGAGGAGGGCGGUGGAGGCGGCGUUCGGGGAGGGGCAGGACAUCGUCGGCUGGGUGCGCGACAGGAUCCGGAGCAACAAGGUGGAGGAGCACCUCGACCCGCUCGUCGGCGCCGGCUGCGCGCACGUCCGGGAGGAGAUGCUGCUCGUGCUCCGCAUCGCCGUGCUCUGCACCGCCAAGCUGCCGCGGGACAGGCCGUCCAUGCGCGACGUCAUCACCAUGCUCGGCGAGGCCAAGCCGCGCCGCAAGAGCGGCAGCUCCACCGGCAGCGGCAGCGCCAAGCCCGCCGCCGCCGCCACCGCCACGGUGGCGGUGGUGGACAAGGACAAGCCGGUGUUCACCACCACGCCGGACUCCGACUACCCCUAGCUGCAUCCAUUUUCUUUUCUUCUUUUCAGUGCUUGUUAAUGAUUUGUUCAUGUAUGUAUUCUAAAAAAAUGUAAGAAUUUUGAGCUUGUAACCAACCAGCCAGCCAUUUUUAUGUAAUGAUUAGACAUAGAUGAUGUAGAUUAAUGUAAGAAAUUUAAAGCAGGUGAAUAAACUCACUCAAUUACG